UCUUCAACGAGCAUUCUUUUCCAAGAGAAAAAGAUUAAAUAACCCUGCCAGUUCCAACUGAUAAGAGAUCAGUCUCGCGCAAGGAAUGCUCAAAAUGGCUAGAGCCGGUUUCCGAAUCGCCCUGCUUCAGUUGAAGGUUGGCUCAAACAAGUCGGAAAACGUCGCCAAUGCACUAACUCGCAUCCGAUCGGCGGUCAAAGACAACGGAGCGCGGGUCGUCGCCCUUCCGGAGUGCUUCAAUUCCCCUUAUGGAACGCAACAUUUUGCCGAAUAUGCCGAAGAAGUUCCUAGUGGAGAAACCAGUCGCAGUCUUGCGGCCAUCGCCAAAGAACUGGGAAUCUACCUAAUUGGAGGAACGAUUCCGGAGAAGAAUGUACAGGAGGAUAAGAUUUACAACACUUGCACAGUGUGGUCCCCGGAGGGAACACUUAUGGCUACCUACCGGAAAAUUCAUUUAUUUGACAUUAACAUUCCCGGAGGGAUAACCUUCCGUGAGUCGGAUGUCCUUACAGGGGGUAGCGAUUUGGCAAUUGUAUCGAUGGAUGGGGCAAAGAUAGGCAUUGGAAUCUGCUAUGACAUUCGAUUCGAUGAACUGGCACGGUUGUAUCGCAAUCAGGGUUGUGACAUGCUGAUCUAUCCGGGUGCAUUUAACAUGAAGACGGGACCAUUGCACUGGGAGCUGCUCGCCAGGGCUAGAGCUAAUGAUACCCAAUCGUACAUUGCUACGAUUUCACCGGCGAGAGAUGCCGGAGCGGGUUAUGUGGCGUGGGGACACUCGAUGGUGGUCGAUCCAUGGGCCCAGGUCGUGGCCUCGGCAAAAGAGGGUCAGGAAACGGUUGUGGCCGAUGUGGAGCUCAAGAAGGUGGAUGAAGUGCGGGCGCAGAUUCCAAUUUUCAGCCAAAGAAGGACGGACCUAUACGAUACCAAGCCACAGAAAAGUUGAGUAUUUGGUGGAUGUUAGAGAUCUGAUCGAUACAAGGAGUUGAAAGAUGGCCAACAUUUACAGGUAAAUGCUUUUAGAAUUCACACACGAAUUGUGGAUGAUUUCUGUUGUUUUGAUUUGAAAUACAUUCGUUUUGCAUAACAAA
Ochlerotatus camptorhynchus is the source of this 1088-nucleotide messenger RNA. RefSeq names its product omega-amidase NIT2-like. The record is from RefSeq and is a predicted model, not a curated record. Gene Ontology annotation, molecular function: omega-amidase activity. Gene Ontology annotation, biological process: oxaloacetate metabolic process; L-glutamine metabolic process. Lineage: Eukaryota; Metazoa; Arthropoda; Insecta; Diptera; Culicidae. The transcript is spliced from 2 exons. Bases 86 to 943 code for a protein of 285 amino acids. Gene Ontology annotation, cellular component: mitochondrion.